AUGACAUCUGUCUUGGACCAAAUCAAGGAUUUUACGACUGUUUACAAACCUCAAGAUGCAACCACAAAUCCAUUAUUGAUUUUAGCUCCUAUCGAUGACGCAAUUAGCUACGCUAAAAGCAAGAUUGAUAAGCUUCUAAUUAAUUUCGACAAAGAAAUACUGAAUAUAGUUCCAGGUAGGGUUUCAACAGAGGUUGAUGCGCGUUUAUCGUUUGAUACACAAGGAAGUAUUGAUAAGGCUGUGCGUUUAAUCGGGCUUUACAAAGAAGCGGGUAUUGACAAAGACCGCAUUUUAAUCAAGAUUGCAUCCACUUUUGAGGCUGGUAUCCACUGCAACUUAACUUUAUUAUUUGGGUUUCCUCAAGCAGUUGCGUACGCCGAGGCAAGUGUUACUUUAAUUUCCCCAUUCGUAGGGCGUAUCAUGGAUUGGCACAAGGCUCAUACUGGCCAAGACUAUUCAGGCUCUGAUGAUCCUGGCGUGAUUUCUGUUACCAAAAUAUAUAAUUAUUACAAGCAUGAAUUUCAAAUGGACAAAAAGAAAUUGGAGCGUAAAUCAACACUUCAGGGUGGAAAAAAGGUGGAGAAGGAUAUGAAUGAAGAUGCGAUGGUUACUGAAAAUUUAUCUGAAGGCAUUCGUAACUUCGCAAAAGCUGAAGGACGUUUUGAAAGCAAAACUAAAGUAAAACAAUAA
Messenger RNA from Mucor mucedo, 690 nucleotides. RefSeq names its product transaldolase. Gene Ontology annotation, cellular component: intracellular anatomical structure. The transcript is spliced from 7 exons. The record is from RefSeq and is a predicted model, not a curated record. Gene Ontology annotation, molecular function: transaldolase activity. Gene Ontology annotation, biological process: carbohydrate metabolic process. Bases 1 to 690 code for a protein of 229 amino acids. Lineage: Eukaryota; Fungi; Mucoromycota; Mucoromycetes; Mucorales; Mucoraceae.